AUCCGUAGAAGCAGUAGUGCCAUCGAUCCAGCAAAGGUGAAGACCAAAGAAGAAGAAGCCAAAACAGCGUAAUUUAUCAACAGAGAACAACAACAGCAAGGACGAAUUUCAACCACCAAAAUUUCAACCACCAAGGCUAUUAAGUUUAUUUCCUAAUCCUGGUUUUGAAUGGCGUUUUAUAAAAGUAGAUGGCCAAAAUAUAGCUGGUAUUUUUGGAAGAAGUAGUCCAAAAAAACCUGAAGAGACGGUGUUUAACUUUGCUCAAAGAUGCUUCUAUGAUAAUUUUGAUUUUAAAAAACUUAAAAUCAACAGCUUUGAAGAUUUACAACAGUUACCACAAAGAAAAGAAAAAAUGUUCUUAAACAGUAUCUACACGGAUGGAUAUACAUGUAGGGUCUCAUUCUGCAGGAAGGUUCACUCCAUAUCACCCAAUGAUAAAGUAUCCCUGAAGGUAGAUGAUUUCACUAGUGAAGAGGUUGAUCGUUAUUUUCGUCCUUGCACUGUCGAUCCAAAUAGGUCUGAUGUCUUUAUAUCCUAUCAUGGCAAAAACGAUUUGAGGCGUUUGUCGACUGCCGAUUAUUAUAACAUGAAUGGCACUGUCAACCGACAAAAGCUAGAGCAAGAUAGAAAGAAAAGGUUGGAUAUAGAGCAGAUUGAAACCCACUUUCACUCACCCAAAACUGCAAAACUCCAAUAUUAUACAGAAUAUGUUAUGUAUGCUCUUCAACAUUUUCGAGCGUUAGCAAAUUUUUACGGCUUUAACACUGCUAAAAUCAAAGGUGCAGCUACAAAGGCUCUCAACAAGCAAUUGAAAAUGCAGUCAACAUUCUCAUUAAUGGUGCAAAAAAAAAUAUAACAAAAGGAAAAGAAAGAACACCAAAAAGAAUAAGCGGAAGAGAUGCAAGACAUCAAGUAGUUAUCAAUACGUUCAUCAUGAUAAUUAUCCACCAAAUAC
Gilbertella persicaria is the source of this 955-nucleotide messenger RNA. RefSeq lists its product as uncharacterized. The transcript is spliced from 2 exons. The coding region runs from base 353 to 856 and encodes 167 amino acids. NCBI's taxonomy places the organism in Eukaryota, Fungi, Mucoromycota, Mucoromycetes, Mucorales, Choanephoraceae. The record is from RefSeq and is a predicted model, not a curated record.